UAAUACACCAAGUAUGGAAUUGCUGCGGCCUUAAAAACGUUAUCCUGUACAUGUUUGGAAGAGGGAAAAGCAUAACUAUGAUAAGAUGGACAAGCAACAGCAAAGGGUCUUUUUAACAUUGGAUGUAAUAUUUAUGUGUUGGAUUAUUGUUUUCAACAUUUCAUCAAUUGUUGUCAUUAUACGAAAAUCAAAAUUGAGGAAUCCCAAAAAUUACCUGUUAAUUUGCCUUGCUUUUUCGGACCUGUGUAUUGGUGUGUUCGUGAUACCAAAUGUAGUGUUCUUAUCGCUUCAUAAUUCUCCUGUGUCUGCCUUGGUUUGCCAAAUGUGUAUGUAUUCCGAAUUCAUGGCAAAGGUAGCCCAUGCGUGUUCGAUUGUUGCACUUGCAAUAGACCGAUUUAUAGCAAUACAGUUUCCUAUGAAGUCAAAGCAACUUAGAACCCAGAGAAACUAUAUGUUUGUUGUUGGUGCUAUAACCGUUUUCUCUCUCCUGUACGGCAUUCGUGGGCCUACCCUUUACAGACAGACAGAAAAAGUCAUCCCAAGCCAGAACAACGGUAACAACACAGUGGUGAAAUACCUAUGUAAAGUUACAGAUGAUGUAAUUCCCAUUCAUUUAGGAUUUUUGAUUGUGGACUUUCUAGUGCUUUUUCUUCUUCCCGCCAUUGUAUUAAUCAUCUCAAAUACUGCCGUAUCCCGGACGUUAAGCAAGAAAGCAAUAACAAGGACCGGAAAGAUCCCUCCGCCAUUACUUGCCACAAGGAAGAAAGCCAUGCGUCUUCUGCUUAUUAUGGUCGCCAUCUUCAUCAUCCUGAACUUUCCACUAUGGUAUUAUCGAAUGGCAAUGGACAUUUUUAAGCAGAAUAUCCCGAAUUCCGCAAUAGUGAAACACAGUUUUUUGCUUCUAGUUUUCUUUUAUAACUGUUCUAAUGUGUUCUUUUACGGGAUGCUGAAUAGUGAGUUGCGCAUGAUGCUGUUUAAGAUAUUCAAUGCGUGUGGACUCUGCCAAGACGUGGAUAUGUUAAGAAGGUCCAGCUUCAUGAGUCAUUGCUCCUCCAGUAACACAAGUUUAUACAACAUUUCAAGAAGAAAUACGAACUCUUCACUGCGACAGAUGACAGUAAUUGUUGAGAAUACUUAACUAAUACAUGUCUUUGAAAGAAACC
Messenger RNA from Saccostrea cuccullata (small rock oyster), 1163 nucleotides. RefSeq names its product neuropeptide FF receptor 2-like. The transcript has a single exon. Gene Ontology annotation, cellular component: plasma membrane. The record is from RefSeq and is a predicted model, not a curated record. The coding region runs from base 86 to 1138 and encodes 350 amino acids. Lineage: Eukaryota; Metazoa; Mollusca; Bivalvia; Ostreida; Ostreidae. Gene Ontology annotation, biological process: G protein-coupled receptor signaling pathway. Gene Ontology annotation, molecular function: G protein-coupled receptor activity.